Molecule: messenger RNA, 627 nt
Organism: Papaver somniferum (opium poppy)
Lineage: Eukaryota; Viridiplantae; Streptophyta; Magnoliopsida; Ranunculales; Papaveraceae
Product: U1 small nuclear ribonucleoprotein 70 kDa-like
Exons: 2
Coding region: 1-627 (208 amino acids)
Source: RefSeq, a predicted model, not a curated record
AUGAAGGGAAAGGUGAGGAAAACGAAAUCACAAACGGUGUUGAGAAGGAGUAAACGAUUGGAGGCUCGGGAUCAGGAGGUAAAGGAUGAAAGACGAAGGACCAUGAUACAAGGGAAACGCAGAUGGAAAGUGAAAGCCGGGACUGUGGAGAAACCUAGUCAGAAUGUGAAAGUCGGGACUACUGCGAAGAAGGAAAUGAACCGAGAAAAGGCGGAGGCAAACGAUGACGAGGAGGAUGAGGUAUCAGAAGAACUGGGUGAAACCCCUAAUCAGGAGGAAGAUGACUCGGAGGAGAUGGAAGAGAAUAUUGGAGAAGAAAACUUGACGUUGGACCAGUUAAGGGAGACGCUUCAUCGUGAACGAGAACGGGACCGAGACUUGGCGGAACAACAGGUGCAGUUGGUAAGGCAUAAUGCUAGGUUGAGGCAACAAAACCGGCAACUUAACGAAAACGUGGAGAUGAAUGCCAUAGAUUCAGAAGGAAACACUGUAUCUUCGGAGGAAGAUGAACUACGACGAAGGAGAUAUGACCACGAGGAAGAUGGGGAAGGACAAAGUAAAGGAGACGAGGGACGGAGGGAGAGUAGCAUCGACAGAAACUACUUCGUAAAAUUUACUUCGUCAUGA